AGUCGACAACACGCUUGCACUUUUCUUGUCUAUGGUUCAUUUUUGACAGUUCAUAUUUCUAGCGUUGUCGUAUUUAUUUCACGAAUAAACAUAGUAAUUAUCAACAAUUUCAUAGGAUAUUUUAAAAUAAAUGAUAAGUUAUAGUUGUUUGAAUGAAUUAGUCUAAACUUGGUGUGCAAAUUAUCAUCAAUAAACCCGUGGAAUGUUAGCUGGACUGUCUGAAAAUUCCCCCAUCGAACAGGUGUUUUUGAAUGAAAUGUGUGUUCAGGUUCCCACCGUAAUUAAUUUAUAGUGUCGUAAAUAAUACAAGUGUAUCGAUCGCAGGAGAAUAUAAUUGGGGUAUCUGGCGCCCUUCACGUUUGUACACAAGUUCGUAGUGGUGUUGCAAGUCUGAUAAACAAGGGACGCCGCCGAGUGGUAGGCCGUGUGUGUGCGAUAGAGAAUUAAGUCCCACUGGGGCUUAUAGAUUUCCGAUCACCAUGGUCGGGCCCCCUACGAGGCCAUAUAUUAUGAAAUACGGUAGCAGGUGAGGAGGAGCCGUGGCGAGCAUGCCGCACCAGUACGGGGCGGGCGGGAUGGCGCAGGGCCCGCCGUCGCCGCCGCCGCAGCACGGCGCUCUGUACCCGCGCUACGCCAACGCGGCCGGGCCCGGCGCCGGCGCCUACCGCCCCGAGGAGCGCCGUCUCACCAGGGAAGCCAUGGAACGGUACCUGCGCGACCGCUCUGAUAUGGUUGUCGUCAUAUUACAUGCUAAAGUCGCUCAAAAGUCUUAUGGCAAUGAGAAGAGAUUUUUCUGCCCGCCUCCCUGUAUCUAUUUGUUUGGGGAUGGCUGGCGGCUGCGGAGGGAGCGCAUGCUCCGUGAGGGUGAGACUGAACAGGCUGCUCAGCUGUGUGCCUUCAUUGGCAUCGGCAACUCUGACCAAGACAUGCAGCAGCUGGACCUCAACAACGGCAAGCAAUAUUGUGCUGCCAAAACUUUAUACAUAUCAGAUUCUGAUAAAAGAAAACAUUUUAUGCUAUCCGUAAAGAUGUUCUAUGGGAAUGGUCAUGACAUUGGUAUUUUCAAUAGUAAAAGAAUAAAAGUUAUAUCAAAGCCAUCAAAAAAGAAGCAGUCUUUAAAGAAUGCUGACUUGUGUAUUGCAAGUGGGACUAAAGUAGCAUUAUUCAACCGACUGAGGUCACAGACGGUGUCUACUAGGUAUCUACAUGUUGAGAAUGGUAACUUCCAUGCGUCAUCCACUCAAUGGGGAGCAUUUACAAUACAUCUGCUGGAUGACAAUGAAAGUGAGUCUGAGGAGUUUGCAGUGAGGGAUGGUUAUGUGCACUACGGGUCCACUGUAAAGCUCGUCUGCUCUGUUACAGGAAUGGCUCUGCCUAGACUGAUAAUUAGAAAGGUAGACAAACAAAUGGCUCUGUUAGAGGCUGAUGACCCUGUGUCACAGCUUCACAAAUGUGCAUUCUACAUGAAGGACACGGAACGGAUGUACUUGUGCCUCUCCCAGGAGAGAAUAAUACAGUUCCAAGCAACCCCUUGCCCUAAAGAACCCAAUAAGGAGAUGAUAAAUGAUGGUGCAUGCUGGACCAUCAUAUCUACAGACAAAGCUGAAUAUCAGUUUUAUGAGGGAAUGGGUCCAGUCAGGUCGCCAGUAACGCCAGUGCCUCUAGUCCACUCGCUGAAUCUCAAUGGUGGCGGUGACGUGGCCAUGCUAGAGUUGGCCGGAGACAACUUCACACCAUCCUUGCAAGUGUGGUUUGGGGAUGUGGAGGCGGAGACCAUGUACCGGUGUGCGGAGUCUAUGCUGUGCGUAGUCCCGGACAUAUCGCAGUUUAGGGGGCAGUGGCUAUGGGUGCGACAGCCUACACAGGUCCCAGUGUCGCUGGUUCGCAACGACGGGAUAAUCUACGCCACAGGCUUGACGUUCACAUACACACCGGAGCCGGGCCCCAGGCCCGUGUGUCCCCCGGUGGAUGACGUCAUGAGGCCCGAACAGGCCCCCACCUGGCAACACGACGCCCGCUUGCCUGACAACAGUCUGCAAUAGCCCAUGGACUGCAGGCUUGACGACAGCCUGCAGUGAACGGACUUUUGUGUGGCCGUGGUGAGUGAUUUGAGAAUUAGUUUCAUUAGUGCCUAAUCGUUAAUCUUGGCGUGAUCUUGCGAUUUCCACGAAACUGUAAAAAAAAACCUUGUAACACUGAUUUGUAAGCCUUUGUUCUGUCAUAAUUUCUCAUCGACAGCAUCGUUUUCGCUAAAGCCUAAUUUUUACUACGAAAUUAGUGACGUGAAAUUAGUUUCGUCAACUAUUUCAAGUGAAAACAAGUUUUGGCGUGAAAUCAAUGCAUGCAUUGUGAAACUAGUUUCGUGACACUAGUUCCGUAAUGUAAGGCUUAAAUCGCAGUAGUUACGCCGGGAUACGUCACAAGUUUUCGAGCCAUGUAGUUAGUGGUAGUUAGACAACCAUCCGACAGUCAAUUGCUUUUUUUCCUAUAGGCACAUCGCAUAGCGAUACAAACGUGUUUUGGUGUUUCAUGAAAUAUUAUAAUCACAGAUUUUUGUAUUAAGCCACAUUCCUAAUUAUUGAGUUUUACAAAAUGGCGGGCUAAAAUCUUUAAACACUUAGACUUCACUUGGGUGCAUUGCUUUUUAAUGCAAUAAUGUAAUAAGCAAGUCAAUCCAAGUGGGUUUAGAAAUGCAUACAAUAGGAGCAACUAUGAAUUGAUAGUUUUAAAAUGUAUACGAGACAUUUUUUCUCAACGACUUGACGUAUUUUUGCAUAUUAUUUAUCUUGACAGGGUUUUCUGGUAGUUCUCCUUCAUUAUUGUAGAGUGUGCUAAAGGACACAAUUGCUUAAAAGAGAUUAUGUUGAUAAAUAUAUGUAUCAUGUGGAGAGCGUAGUAUCAUUAUGUCUAAGCGUUUCGUUCAGCGCACCGAUACGAAUAGCUCCUUGCAAGUCUGCAAUCCAUCCGCAAUCUACGUCCCAACUCCCGUUUAGAACACCGAAGUGCAACGAACAAUUGAAUUGUGUUCCUCCUGGACCAUCUUAUUGUAACAUCAUCUAUGCUAUUUUGCGUGGUCUAUUUUUUUAAUUCUUAUAAACUAUUUUCAUUCUUAUACAACUAUACUACAUCUAAGUACUGGAACCUAUCGCUAGUGACUCGAGGUGCCCUAGGUGGAAAACAUUUAAUUAUUCAUACAAUAAAUAACACCAGAAGAUAAUUUAUCGGCGCUCUUAACGGAACAGCUGGGAGCUGUUGGAAUCGUUGCGCUGAACAGAAUAACUCUUUAUGUCAGGGAAAGAGAUCUCUCUCCUCUUAGAUUCGUUUCUUCGGGGCCAAAUAGCUGUAAUCCAUGACAAGU
Molecule: messenger RNA, 3358 nt
Organism: Plodia interpunctella (Indianmeal moth)
Lineage: Eukaryota; Metazoa; Arthropoda; Insecta; Lepidoptera; Pyralidae
Gene: Su(H)
Product: Suppressor of Hairless
Exons: 4
Coding region: 549-2042 (497 amino acids)
Biological process (GO): regulation of transcription by RNA polymerase II
Cellular component (GO): nucleus
Molecular function (GO): DNA-binding transcription activator activity, RNA polymerase II-specific; RNA polymerase II cis-regulatory region sequence-specific DNA binding
Source: RefSeq, a predicted model, not a curated record